CCAACGCACACAGCUGACUUUCGCGAAUAGAAAUAUUCAUCCCAUUCGUUUAUACAUUGAUAGUGUUUCUUUGCUCUUCUUUUUUUUGCGAGUUUAAAUUGAAUCCGAAAUCGAAAUCGGAUCGCAUGUUUUCAUCAUCAACAACAACAUUAAUAGCGAUCCUCCUUUUUUUCUGUGAUUUUUUUUCAAAUCUCGCUAAUUGCAGAAUUUUUUUCGUAAAACAAAUCAUCAAUAUUUGUAGGAAUGAUGAAUAAUCCGCAACAACAACAACAGCAACGAAAAUGUUUCGUUUCCAUACAGGGUAUGUCCUGUUCCAGUUGUGUGGAUAAAAUUGAAAGUAAAUUACGUAAAACAUCGGGAAUUAUUUCUUGUCAAAUUGGAUUGAUAACAGCACGUGCUGAAAUUGAUUUUGAACCAACAAUAAUAAGUAGUGAAAAAAUUAUCGAUAUAUUAGAUGAUAUGGGAUAUGAUGUAUCAUUAAUAUCUGUGAUCGAUUCAAAUCAACAAACCGAACUUUGUUUAGAUGUAAUGGGUAUUACAUCGGAAAAUGAAGUAAAAACUAUACAAAAAUCAAUCAAAGAAAUGAUCGGUGUUUCAAUGGUUACUGUUGAUCGUGUAACAGGUCGUACAACAAUUGUUUAUUAUCCAAAUGUAAUUGGUCCGAGAAAAAUUGCCGAUCAAAUUGUUCAGCUUGGUUUUACCGUUCAUACAAUCAAUUCAUUUGAUCCGGAAAAAUUUACUGAAACAUUGAAAAAAGAAGUAGCCAAAUGGCGACAAUCAUUUUUUAUUUCAUUAAUAUUUGGUAUACCAACUAUCAUUGCCAUGAUUUAUUUUAUGUAUAUUUUGCCAUGGAUCGAAGAAAGUCAUGAUACAGAAAAUUUUAUCGUUCAUCAACGUUGUUGUGUAAUACCUGGAUUAAGUCUUGAAAAUCUAAUUCUAUUUUGUCUUUCAACACCUGUACAGAUUUUUGGUGCCCGUUAUUUUUAUAUUCAGGCAUAUAAAUCAUUACGAAAUGGCCACCUUAGUAUGGAUGUAUUGAUUAUGUUAGCAACAACAAUCGCUUAUUUAUAUUCAGUCGGUGUUGUUGUUUAUUUUAUGAUCACUAAUCAACGACAAAGUCCGAUGACAUUUUUCGAUACACCACCAAUGUUACUUGUGUUCAUAUCAUUAGGAAGAUGGUUAGAACAUAUGAAUCGUCUUCAAACAACUGAAUAUAUUGUUAAUCUAAUGUCAUUACGGCCAGUAAAAGCAACAUUAUUGGAAUUAGAUCGAAAUGAACAAAAAUCGAAAACAAUUGGUGAUGAAUUGUUUACUGUUAAAAAUGAACGAAUAAUCGAUAUUGAUUUAGUGGAAAAAGGUGAUUAUCUUCGUGUUCGGCCAGGUGAACGUAUUCCAACCGAUGGUCGUAUGAUUAAUGGUGAAGCAUUACUUGAUGAAUCAUUUAUUAAUGGUGAAUCAAUGCCAGUGGCAAAAAAAUCCGGUUCAAUUUUGCUUGGCGGUUCAAUCGUAUCAAAUGGAACGGUUGUUAUGAUUGCAACAAAUGUUGGUGCCGAUUCACAACUAUGUCAAAUUGUCAAAAUGGUUGAAAAUGCACAGACAACAAAAGCACCGAUUCAACAAUUAGCCGAUCGAAUUUCAUCAUAUUUCAUACCGUUUGUUAUAAUAACAUCAUUGAUUGUAUUCAUAAUUUGGCUUUUGAUUGGACCAAAAUUAUUUCAACUAAUUUAUUCAUUGAAUCCGGAUUUUUAUUCACAAAUGACUGCUAACGAAGUUAUCAUACAAUUUGCAUUUCAAAUCGGUUUAAGUGUUUUAAUCAUAUCCUGUCCAUGUGCACUUGGUAUUGCAACACCAAGUGCAGUAAUUAUCGGUACUGGAAUCGGUGCUAUAAAUGGUAUUCAUAUUAAAGGAGCUGAACCAUUGGAAAGAGCACAACAACUUGAUACAAUUAUAUUCGAUAAAACUGGAACAUUGACUUAUGGAAAACCAUCGGUGACAAAUCUAAAAUUAACAUAUCGAUUUCCUAAAGAAUCAUUUGAUUCAUUUGUAAGAAAAUUAAUCAUUAUGAUUGGUAUGGCUGAAUCGAAUAGUGAUCAUCCGAUUGCUGUAUCGGUUGCAAAUUUUGCACGUUCAGUUCUUCGAAUGGAUGCCGAUCAAAGUUUUGGACAGCUAAAUAAUAAAUUCAAAUUAGAAGCUGGUCUUGGUAUUCGUUGUCAAUUUGAACGUAAUCAUUUAAAAUCAUUCGAAACAUCAUUAAUCAAUUCGAUAAAUACUGAUGAUAUUUCUAGUCCUAAAUGGUUGGCUGAAAAUUUUAUAUCCUAUGCAUCAUAUAUUAAUCCAGGUAAUAAAACAAAUCAAAAAUUUUUAUUGGAUGAAAAUUUUUUCGACAAUUCACAAUCAUAUAAAAUUAUUAUCGGUAAUAUUCGUUGGAUGAAAAAGAAUAAUAUUCAUAUGGAAGAAGAAUUUCAAAAUGAAAAUGAUAAACUUGAAAGUCAAGGUGAAACAGUUUUUAAUGUUGCAAUUAAUGGUAAAAUUCUUUGCCUAAUAUCAGUAGCAGAUACUGUUAAACCGGAAGCUUUAUUAGCAAUUUAUACAUUAAAAAAUCGAUUCGGAUUAGAUGUUAUGUUAUUGACUGGUGAUAAUGUUCGUUCAGCAUUAGCUAUUGGACGUAAAGUUGGUAUCAAUCAUAUUUAUGCUGAAUUAUUGCCACAACAUAAAAUGGAUAAGAUUAAACAUUUACAAUCGAAUGGUAUAAAAGUUGCAAUGGUUGGUGAUGGAAUAAAUGAUGCACCAGCAUUAGCACAAGCUGAUUUAGGUAUUGCUAUUGCUAAAGGUACCGAUAUUACAAUGGAAUCGGCUGAUGUUGUUCUUACAAAGGAUGAUCUAUUAGAUAUUGUUUCCUGUAUUGAUUUAUCAACAAAAACAAUGCAACGAAUACGUAUAAAUUUUUUAUUGGCAUUUAUCUAUAAUGUUGUAUUCAUACCGAUUGCUGCUGGUAUAUUUAUAAAAAUUGGUUUAAUUUUACAACCAUGGAUGAGUGGUGCAUGUAUGGCAUUUAGUUCAAUAUCCGUAAGCUGUUCAUCAUUAUUAUUACGACGUUAUCGUAAACCAUUAAGACGACAACUUGAAACAGAUGAUUAUCAUCGUUAUAGAUCACGUUUAAAAUUACAAAAUCAUGGUGUUACAUUUGCAAUACAAUCAUCAUCAUCAUCAUCAUCAUCAACAACAUCAUUAAUAUUGGAUAUGGAUAAUUUAUCCAUACAUAAUUCACAUAAUUUAAUGGAAUUAGGUGUAAACAAAAUUGAACAUCUUUAUCGACCAAAAUCAAUGCAAACAAAUCUAUCCAGACAAAUAAGUAAUGAUUCAAGUGGAACAAGUGAUAGUUCUUUUGAUGAUAAUCAUCAUGAAAGUGUACGUCUUUUAAAAUUAGCUAAUUCCAACAACAACAGUAAUAAUGUUCAAAUUAUAUCAACACAAGCCGCUAAUAAUACUAAUAAUCGAUCGGAUACAAUAGCAACCUAUAUAAACGAUUCGGAUUCGAUUGUUUGAUGAAGAAUUUUAAUCUAAAUUGAAAAUCAUUUUAAAAUUUAAAUUUUAUCCUUUAUAUAAAAUGUGUUUU
Messenger RNA from Dermatophagoides pteronyssinus (European house dust mite), 3616 nucleotides. RefSeq names its product copper-transporting ATPase 1-like. Gene Ontology annotation, molecular function: ATP hydrolysis activity; copper ion binding; P-type divalent copper transporter activity. Gene Ontology annotation, cellular component: trans-Golgi network; plasma membrane. NCBI's taxonomy places the organism in Eukaryota, Metazoa, Arthropoda, Arachnida, Sarcoptiformes, Pyroglyphidae. Gene Ontology annotation, biological process: copper ion import; intracellular copper ion homeostasis; copper ion export. The record is from RefSeq and is a predicted model, not a curated record.